AUGUCUGAUGAGAAACUGUCUAAUGCGGAUAAAAACAGUUCAUUUGAUAUCGACGAAGCCAAGGAACGCGAAGAACGGGAAAAAGCACAAGCACAAACUGGCGUCGCCGCAGGUAUGGAAACGCUCACAAUUGUCUGUCACUGCAGGAGGUGCACUAUAUUAACGAGAAUAAAUCUCAGAUCUUUCCCAUCUCGACUGGCAUACCAUCGCCACAUCUCGCAGGGUCUCUCCCCGAAUCAGGUCCAGGAACGGCUCCAUCAAUACGGCAAAAAUGCGCUCUCCCCUUUGCCGCACCAAUGGUUCUGGCAGAUAUUCGGCUACUUCUUCAAGGGAUUCGGUGCAAUUCUCCUGGUUGGAUGUAUUCUAGUCUUUAUUUCCUGGAAACCCCUCGGUCAACCGCCAGCUCUGGCAAAUCUUGCCCUAGCGAUAGUGCUUCUUGCCGUCUUUUUCAUUCAGGCAGCGUUCAACGCAUGGCAGGACUGGUCCUCGUCCCGAGUCAUGGCAUCUAUUACGGCCAUGCUGCCAGAAAGCUGUCUGGUCAUGCGUGGUGGGUCACUCGCCGUCGUAUCUGCUCCGGAUAUUGUGCCGGGUGAUGUUGUGCAUCUCAAGGCGGGCAAUAAACUCCCAGCAGAUGUCCGCUUUGUCGAGGUCUCGAAUGAUGCAUGCUUUGACCGAUCGAUACUCACCGGCGAAUCGCUUCCUAUCAACGGGACGGUGGACCCAACAGAUGAAAACUACCUCGAGACUCACAACGUCGGACUUCAAGGCACGCAUUGCGUCUCGGGAAGUGUUACGGGCAUUGUCGUGUCCACCGGAGACGCAACGGUGUUUGGUCGAAUCGCAAAACUCACGAGUGAGCCGAAGACGGGCUUGACAACCCUGGAGAAGGAAGUCUUACGGGCUACCUGGCUGCGACGCGAUCACCCGGGCUGGAUCAACGUUCCAACGCUGAUAGUGGACUGCGUCAGCGUUGCCAUUGCCUUUAUCCCUGAAGGCUUGCCGAUUGCUCUGACUGCCAACUUGACCAUCACUGCCAACCUGAUGAGCAAGAAUAAGAUUCUGUGCAAGUCGCUCAAGACAGUGGAGACCCUUGGCUCGGUGUCAGUGAUCUGUUCCGACAAGACCGGUACUUUGACCAAGAACAGAAUGCUUGUCACCGACUGUGCGGUUUCCAUCUCCACGUUCACUUUGGACGGAGCGAGAGAUGAAAUGGUCCUAAAAGGAAAAGCCUCGGCGAUUCAUCAACUUCGUGCGGUUGCUGGUCUCUGCAACGCCGCCGAGUUUGACGCGGCCACCAUGAAUCUGCCCGUUCACGGGCGAAAGGUCAUCGGUGAUGCUACCGACCAGGCGAUUCUACGAUUCUCCGAAGAACUGGGCCCCGUCGCCGAGCUGCGUAGCAUGUGGAAGAAGACAUACGAUCUUGCCUUCAACAGCAAGAACAAGUUCAUGGUGCGCACGUUCGAUCUGGUGGACAGGGCAGGACUCGGCCACGCCAUGUCGCCCGCUGAGUCGGCCCAAUUUGGUCAUGAUGAUACAUUGCUUACAAUCAAGGGCGCCCCGGAUAUCCUCAUCGACCGCUGCACGCAUGUCGUGAAUGUUGACGGCAAUGUGCAGGCUCUGAACGCCAGUACGCUCACCCGACUGAAGCAGAUUAAAGACCAAUGGUCAAAUGAAGGCAAACGCGUGAUCCUCCUAGCCAGGAAAACUUUCUCAGCGGGCCAAAUACAGAGUUCGCCCUUGUCCCACCUGUUCGAAGCCGAAGUGAUGAACCAGAUCAAGACUGGUCUUGUCUUAGUGGGUCUGGUCGGUAUCGUUGAUCCUCCUCGAGACGAGAUUCCAGACGUGGUCAGAACAUUGAGGCGGGCAGGGAUCAGAAUCUUCAUGGUAACGGGUGACUUCGGCCUGACAGCUCUCGAGAUCGCGCGGCAGUGCGGUAUUGUUACUGCAGGAGUGACUGUAGACGAUGCAACGGCCCUAAAGAGAUAUCCCUCAGUCAAUGACAAAUUCAAUGAGAAGUCCCGAUCGCCUGCAAUUAGCCUCAGCGGGCGUGAACUGAUGGCUCUGAACGAACAUCAGUGGGAUCAACUCGGUCAGUACGAGGAAAUCGUCUUCUGGAGAACGACUCCAGAGCAGAAACUGCGGAUUGUUCGUGAAUUCCAAGCACGCGAGGAGAUCGUAGGCAUGACCGGCGACGGCGUCAAUGACGCCCCGUCGCUCAAGGCGGCUGAUAUUGGCAUCGCGCUGGGAAGCGGGUCAGAUAUUGCCAUUGAGGCGUCUGACAUGGUUCUCCUGGACUCUUUCUCGGCGAUUGUCGAGGCCGUGCAGUAUGGACGAGUUGUUUUUGAUAACUUGAAGAAGACCAUCAUCUACCUGCUUCCGGCUGGCUCCUGGUCCGAGUUCUGGCCCGUCAUGACCAGUGUGGUGUUUGGUCUUCCGCAGGUUUUGUCCUCGUUUCUGAUGAUCAUCAUCUGCUGCUUCACCGACUGCGCGGCGGCCACUGUUCUGGCAUACGAGGCUGCCGAAGCGGACGUCCUCCUUCGCCCGCCCCGCAAGCCGAAAAAGGAACGGCUGGUCAACUGGAAGCUCAUCCUCCAGGCAUAUGGAGUGAUUGGCAUGCUGGAGACUCUGACAUCGUUUGCCAUGGCGUACUGGUAUCUGCAGCGCAAUGGCAUCCCAUUCUCAGCUCUGUGGUUCAAGUUCGGCGUGGUCCCAGCCAACGUCGAUCCUGACUGGUACACUGCGCGACUGAACGAGGCCAGUUCCGUCUAUUUCAUCAACUUGGUUGUCAUGUAUGCUGCACCCCAUAGCGCGUGUACGAGACCAGAAAUGGCUAACGCUCACAGGCAAUGGUUUAAUCUGAUGGCCAUCCGAACCCGCCGAUUGUCGAUCUUCUCGCACCCACCCGCCUUCAACAAGAACACACAAAACCUGCUCUUAUUCCCGGCAAUUCUGUUUGCCUUGGGGAUCGCUGUAUUUUGGCUGUAUAUUCCUCCCUUACAACGGGUCCUGGACACGACCAGUGUUCCAGCCGAGCACUACUUCUUGCCGGCGGCGUUUGGGAUGGGAAUCCUGGGAUUGGACGAACUGCGCAAAGCCGCUGUGAGGAGAUGGCCGCAUGGUGCUUUGGCCAAGAUGGCUUGGUAG
Aspergillus fumigatus Af293 is the source of this 3144-nucleotide messenger RNA. The record is from RefSeq and is a predicted model, not a curated record. NCBI's taxonomy places the organism in Eukaryota, Fungi, Ascomycota, Eurotiomycetes, Eurotiales, Aspergillaceae.